Molecule: messenger RNA, 1237 nt
Organism: Pungitius pungitius (ninespine stickleback)
Lineage: Eukaryota; Metazoa; Chordata; Actinopteri; Perciformes; Gasterosteidae
Gene: jtb
Product: jumping translocation breakpoint
Exons: 6
Coding region: 404-853 (149 amino acids)
Biological process (GO): mitotic cytokinesis
Cellular component (GO): centrosome; membrane; cytoplasm
Source: RefSeq, a predicted model, not a curated record
GUGUGGUUUCUCCCGGGACAGCAGGGGGCGACGUAACGUUUCUACAUUACCCAGCACUAGAGAAGAAGAAGAACAACAACAACCGGAAGCGGAAGUAGCUGUGCUCAAAGAAGUCGUCCUCAGGUUUCGGAUCGGAUCAGUCGGUGGAUAAAGUCAGAACACCGGUAGAUUUACUGGAGCGUUUGUGUCGCUCUUUAACGGCUUCUUCUUCUCUGCUGUUGAUUGCAAGAUGGCGGCGGGUCUCGCUUCCGGCAGCCUGGAGCCGUAGAACCCUGUCGGUCCAAUCACCAUGUAGACGGAACCGACUCACCGAACUAGACCGACGGACAGCGGCUCUCUGGGCGGGGACCGGCGGCCCGGAACCAGGGUGGCUGCGGGGUCGCCCCGCGGGGGCAGCGGGCUGAUGGAGAGUGACUGUCGGAUCCCGGUGGCGUGUUGUCGGCCUCGAGUCGUUGUCCUCCACGCGCUGUUCUGGGGCCUCGUCUCUCUGCGGGUGUUUGGAGCAGGUCUGCUGAGUGAAGAGAGAACUCCAGUGAAACAGGUGGUCGCCCCCUGCUGGCUGCUGGAGGACUUUGUAGUGACGACAGAGUGUUUGCAGUGUAACGCCUUCCAGGCCACGUCGUGGUCGUCAUGCCGACUGACGGGUUACGUGGAGCGAGUCAACUGCACCCGGUCCAACCGAGACGAGUACAAGAGCUGCCGCUCCGCUGUGAUGGAGGAACACCUCUUCUGGAAGUUCGAGGCGGCCAUGUUGGCUCUAAUGGUGGUUCUGGCGGUGGUGGUCGUGGUCCGUCAGCGCUGGCUGGACCGUCUCGCUUCUGAAAAGGUCCGACGCCAGAUUGAAUCCAUCUAGAACACCAGAACCGGGUCUCGUGAUCCAGAACCAGGAGAUGGUCGGGGGCCAGGACCACAGCUCGUUGGUGGGAUGUUUGAAUGGAUGAUGGUUUUAAACAAAAACUGAAGACGUCAAACUGGACCCAAAUCAGGCUGAACUGGUUCAUUAAAAUACCAGAAUGAAUUAUAACAUUUUUAGUUCCUUUAUCAAUGUGCUUGUCAGAGUUUAGUAUUGACUUUGGAGUUAUCCAUACCUCCUUUUCAAUUGAUUAAGUUCUAUUUUAUUCAUUAAUUCUCUAAAGCAGUGGGACACGUCUAAAUCCAAGUGUUUAUAGGCUCCACUUUACAGGUUAAUGUGUGACUCCUGUAAUGAAUUAAUACAAAUUAAAACAACCUGGUUGGA